AUGGCUGCGCUCAAGCAAGACACGGUCCCUUCGAGGGCUCGUCAGUCGCGGAACUAUGUCACCCCUAAGAGUGUCAUUCUUGGCUUACUUUCUACAUCACCAAUGGUUGUUUCGGCUCAAAAUUCGAACUGCAUAUCUUUAAAGGAUUCAAAAGCUUGCCCAGCAUUCACAUCCGCAUCCAUCUCUACCGCAGAUAGUCUGCUUGACUACUUCGACUUGUAUGCUCGCUUCACCACGACCGUGUUAUGCAAUUCCAUUGUCCAGAACUCAAUUGAGCCCUGUGGCCUGUCAGCAUCGCAGUCGCGACCUCUCUGCGCCGAUAGUUGUGCCGAGUAUGCCCAAAGCGAGGCUUAUAUAACUUCAGACAACGAGCUCUGUUCGAACCCGUCAAGCAAUCUGCUACAGCUGAUCAGAGCAGACUUCACGAACUGUGCCCUUCCUGGUGGCUCCCUGGACAGUAAGACAUGUAUUCCAGCAAUCGAGAACGAGUCACAGAACUGUGGCUACGGCAACAGCACCGUGGGACUCUGUACCUAUUGUGGUUCAGGCGGCCUUAACUCGACCGACACCUGCUGUUACAACUCAAAUGCCGAGGAACGAUGCAAAGAUGUCACAUUACCGACUUUGACCGCCACCAUGACGUUUACCCGAGUAUCACCAACAUCUUCAGCUACUGAAUCAAGCACUGCAGGUAGCGGGAAUGACAACUCCGAUGAAGAUGACGAUGAAGGAGGGGGAGGAGGUCUAAGCGGCGGAGCAAUUGCUGGCAUCGUUAUUGGCGUUCUUGCUGGCCUAGGUUUACUUGCCCUUGGUCUCUUGUUGUGCCUCAGAAGGAGACGACGACCGAGCAGUCCCAAGGGAAGCAUUUUCAACCAGCCGUCGCCGGCCCGACAAGGUGGAACAACCAUGGCUCAAGCAGCACCCUCCGCCGCCCCUCAGGGAUACGAAGUUCUUCCCGGUGGACGAAUAGCACGGAUGUCUGCUCUCGAAGGUCAUUCUGGCGAUUCACCUUCUCAUCAUCGCGACACUUCAUCAGCCGCCGGUGGUAUUGGUGCCGUAGGCGCAUACCCUCGCAGGGAUCAUUCAUCUUCUGACGAGUUCACGUCAAGCCCACCCUCGUCAGAAACGCGUGGCGGAGUCCUUCGUCCACCACCUACUAAACCUCGACGACACGGCUCACUCUCAAGUAGUUCGGUCCUUGGCAGCUCUGUACCGCAGUCCCCGUCUAGUGCUGGGGGAUUCUCAUCGCCUCAAGGCGUCGCUAGCCAACAAUCUGAGCAGUUACCAUUUUUCAAGGAUUACUAUUCUCAGGACGACAUUCACCCCGGUGACCGAAUAGCUGUUCUUUGGGCUUAUCAACCACGGGCAACCGACGAAUUUGCCUUGGAACGGGGAGAUAUGCUCAAGGUUGUGGGCAUAUGGGACGAUGGUUGGGCAACAGGUGUAAUGCUCAACGAGCGGGCAGAUGAGUGGGAGGCUCGGCGACAAGCUCAACGCGAUAGUGGCGUCUCGAACGCGUCGGGUCGCCGCGAUAGUUCCCCUGCUGCAGAGGGCGAAAUAAAAGCAUUCCCUCUGGUUUGUGUCUGUCGCCCCGAGCACUGGAGGAAGACGAUUGAGGGUGAUGGAUCGACGGAAACUGGUUCCAAUGGCUUCAAUGCUCACUCAUCGUUCUCAUGA
Molecule: messenger RNA, 1677 nt
Organism: Fusarium musae
Lineage: Eukaryota; Fungi; Ascomycota; Sordariomycetes; Hypocreales; Nectriaceae
Exons: 2
Coding region: 1-1677 (558 amino acids)
Molecular function (GO): protein binding
Source: RefSeq, a predicted model, not a curated record